Cyphomyrmex costatus is the source of this 1788-nucleotide messenger RNA. RefSeq names its product G-protein coupled receptor Mth2. The record is from RefSeq and is a predicted model, not a curated record. Gene Ontology annotation, molecular function: G protein-coupled receptor activity. NCBI's taxonomy places the organism in Eukaryota, Metazoa, Arthropoda, Insecta, Hymenoptera, Formicidae. The coding region runs from base 1 to 1788 and encodes 595 amino acids. The transcript is spliced from 5 exons. Gene Ontology annotation, cellular component: membrane. Gene Ontology annotation, biological process: cell surface receptor signaling pathway; G protein-coupled receptor signaling pathway.
AUGUAUCAACCAAGUAUCGCACUUUGUUUCGCAUUUCUGCUUGCUGCUUCGUCCUCAGAAUUUCUAGACAAUUUUGCGAAUUACAGUAAGCAAAACGACAACUCGAUAGUGCAGUUUGACCUUUACGUAGAUCGUCCUACGAAAUAUCAAAACGAAGAAAUAAAUUUAACACAGUGCAAUUCACACGAGAAUUCUAUGAAGAAUAACGAUGAAAUGCAAUAUGAAUCCUGUAUCAAUUCUACAAAGAGUAAUUGCGAGAACAAUUCGGUGCAAUACGAUCACCAUCGUGAACAUACACUAAAAAAUCAUGAAGAGAAUAAUCAGACAUACAUGGAGCCCUCCAUAAAUUCGACAGAGAUCAAUGAUCCCAUGUUACAAAAAAUUAAUGAUAAUUUCACGAAAGUUGAAGACAAGAACAAUUCCACAUCGUACGAACUCCACAGAAAUCCCAAUAAAAUAUUUAAAAUUCCCUUUGUUCAGUAUGAAGCGUGCUGUGACAAUCUUACUUGCAUUCAGCUCUGUUGUCCUUUUGCUAAUAACUUGACGGCAGAUGGACAAUGCGUCCACCAUGGACAGAAAAAUUUCACUUUUCCAAAAAUGUACAAAGACGAGAACAAUUCCAAGGAAACAUUGGACGAACUUUUUUUGAUUGUUCGCGAUCCAUGCGUCGAAGGUGGAUUUGGACGACGUCUGCUUGAUCACAAUACACAUUUGUUUCUAAUCAAUGGCUCUUUGUACCAAGAUGAUGGCACAAUAAUUUCACCAACGUCUUAUUGCUUUGCCAUUUUGCAUCGGAACGUGUAUGAUGCGUUCUUCUGCACUGAUGAACAUACUAAAUUUGCCACAUAUGAAUCCACGUUCCUCCUAGUGUCAACGCCGUUUUUACUGCUGACGUUCAUAAUAUAUUCCGUAUUGCCAGAAUUCCGAAAUGUGCAUGGUUAUACGGUGCGUGCAUACGUGAGUUCAGUAUUCAUCACAAACGCGAUUACGUACGUCGACGAACGAAUUCCUAAUUUAGCUGAAAAAAACUAUUGCGUUGUAUUAGCAUAUAUUUACAACUUCUUCUUUUUAUCGAGUUUUCUUUGGCUAAAUGUAACAUGCUUCGACCUUUGGUGGGCGUUUAGAAAACUCCGUUUGCAUCGAACAAAAGCAAAGCAUGAUAAAAAGAAGCUUAUACUGUAUUCGAUGUAUGCAUGGGGAAUCACCAUCAUUUUUAACGUUGUCUGUGUCGUCAUGGAUAAUGCCCCCGGACUAUCGAAAGAUUUGAUCCGACCAGAAAUUUGCGUAGAUAAAUUUUGGUUCAGUAAAUCUGAAGCAAAAAUAUUAUAUUUUUUCAUACCCGUAGGUGUUAUUGUUAUCAGUAAUAUUAUUUUUUUCAACCUGACAACACUGACGAUUCUAUACCAGAAAAUACGUACAGCUUAUCAGUUGAAAGAUUUGGAGAGUAACCGUCAUGACAGAAAUAAACAAAGGUUCAAUAUGUACUUCAUGCUGUUCAUAGUGAUGGAAAUAUGUUGGGUUUUGGAGAUAUUAUCGUGGUGUUUCGUAAUUGACAUACCAACAUUCUUCUGGUAUACCGUCGACAUAAUAAAUUCUUUGCAAGGUGCCAUCAUUUUUAUCAUAUUAGUGUGUACAAAGAGGAUCAAGCAAAUGCUACUAAUACGAUUUGGCGAGCUGAGUUGCAAUCCAUUCAAGAUUUUAUCAAAUAACAGCGUAGCCUCGAUUACUACCUCCUCUACAACGGAAUCGAGAACAAUAUCCAUGCAACAAGUCGGUUCCCCUAAUUAA